GAAAGUCAUGUGCUUGCCAACGAUCAGUUGGCAUCAGAUCGUCGGAAACACAAGUAUAAUGUACCAACCUGUGGUUGUUUUAUUAACCCUGGCUACUCUGGCCUUGGGAAGCUAUUCGGCAGCAGUAGUUGAACCCAUUGAUUUCUACAAGCUAUACGAUAAUCCAGAGGCUCACUUAGCCCUCAAGGAUAAAGCGACAACGGCCGAUCGCACUGCCUUGCAUGGAUAUCCUUCGGAGCACCACCACAUUAACACAAAAGAUGGUUAUGUCCUAGGAGUGUUCCGUAUUCCCUACUCCCAUAAGUUGCAGAACCAGAAUGCAAAGCGACCUAUUGUGUUCCUUCAGCAUGGACUGGGCAGCUGCUCAGAUGCCUGGAUUUUGCAAGGACCCAAUGAUAGUCUGCCAUAUAUGUUGGCUGAUGCAGGAUACGAUGUGUGGAUGGGCAAUGCUCGAGGCACUUCCUAUUCCAGAAACCACACGAAACUCUCCCCGGACCACCCAACCUUCUGGCAAUUCAGUUGGCAUGAGAUCGCCAUCUACGAUAUAACCGCCACUAUUGACUAUGCCCUGAAUACGGAAAAUGGCAAGGGUCAGGAUGCCAUCCACUAUGUGGGCCAUUCGCAGGGAACUACGGUCUUCUUUGCCCUGAUGUCCUGGCUACCGGAUUAUAAUGACAAAAUCAAGACCGCCCACUUGUUUGCCCCGGUGGCAAUCAUGAAGAAUUUGUCCAGUCGAUUGGUGCGCUCCGUGGGUCCCUAUUUGGGCCAUAAGAACGCAUAUUCAACACUUUUUGGCUCUCAGGAGUUCCUGCCACAUAAUGAGUUUAUUAUGGCCCUGUUCUUCAAUAUCUGUCAACCGGAUUUUAUGCUGCGUCCGGUUUGCGAAGGUGCCGUGGAGAAACUCUACGCCGGAGGUCGUGUCAACAUGACUGCUAUGCCGGAAGCCAUGGCCACCCAUCCUGCGGGCUGUUCCACGGAUCAAAUGCUGCACUACCUGCAGGAGCAGCAAUCGGGCUACUUCCGACAAUAUGACCACGGCACCAGGAAGAAUCUGGAGCUCUACGGCUCCGAGGAUCCUCCAGAGUAUCCCGUGGAGCAAAUCAAAUCCCUGGUGCACUUGUGGUACGCUGAGAGCGAUGCCCUGGCCGCUGUGGAGGAUGUGGAGGCCAUAGCCGAACGACUGCCCAAUAAGGUGAUGCAUUUCAUGGAGGACCCAGAGUGGAACCAUGGCGAUUUCGCUUUGAAUCGGGAGGUUCGCGAGUAUGUCAACGAGCCUGUAAUUGCCAUCAUGGAGGAAUACGAGUUAAAGAACAGUGGAGCGUGAUUAAAAGGUUCCCUUAUCUUACGAAAACAUUAUUAGCGUGAUUUAUUUUAAGUUAGCCCGAUAAGUUAGACAAACCUAAUCGAACAUUAUUUACACAGACAAAAAACAAACAAACAAACUCAGACAAUUAGAAAACGAUUUAUUAUGGAAAAUAAUUUGUUUUUGAAUUCUCAUAAAAAGAGGAUACGUAAAAUGAAGGCAGAAAAGUGCUUGUUAUAGGAAGUUCGAUGAUUAGUUAUUAUUUUGAACUACGCAGGAAGUACAUUUGUGAUUCGCCCCUGGGAAAAACGGUUGAAAUCAUUUGUAAAAAAAUCAAAAACCGCUUAUAAAAUUAUUAUAAAAACAGAACGUCCUGUUAUGUUCAAAAAAAUGUAUGGAAGUACAUAUUUUUUUAAAUUUCUAAACGCUGUUUAAUCAAAAACGACCAAACAUUGUUGCCCAUUUUUUAAGGUAUCAUCUAACAAAAGAAAAAAAAAGUGAUUUUCUUUAUUUUAUAAUAGGACAAAUGCCAAAACUGUGCUUAGAAAAGUCAUAUUUAACACAAUCACGUGCCAUUAAGUCUGCACAACAAAAAAUUUAAAUUUUGUUGCCCUGUGUAAUCAAUGCUGCUGCAAUAUAAUACAAACUGAUCAACACUCGGUUGUUGAUUCAUGGACUUUGAUUCAGGGCUUUGAUUAUGUAUUAUAAAUUUAUAUUCCCUCCGCAACCUUUAUUAAGUUUUGUGUAGUUUUUCGAAAAUAUUUAAUAAUUUUGUAUAACUUCUUUUUAAUUGCUUUAAAAUAACACACACAUCGACAUUUCCAGAAAAUCUGAUGGUGGCACACAUAUAAGAAUAAGCAGCUCAUAAUUCUCGUUUUACGUGGAAAUAAUACGCAUAAGUGCCACAUUUUAAAAUGUCCGUAAGGUUAUCAAUGGAUUCAUUAUCACUAUAAUAUAUAAUUGUGUAUUUCGCAUCUCUUUGGCAUCGUCGUUUGCUUCAGUCUUUAAAUAUUCUGCUCCGUCGACAGUCAGCCGCAGUCAGCCGCGUAAAGGAAAAAAAAGAACGAAAAUGAAGUGUAUUUCAGUCGUUCUGAUUUGCUACGCUUUUUGGGUAAUUGAUGGUGCAAGUACAAAAUCGGACGACAUUAAAAUGGUGGCCUUUGUGAAUAUAAGUAACGGCGUUCGGCGUGUUGAUCUUUUAGAAAAAAGUCUAACCUUAUCGGAAGCAAGGAAUUAUUUAAAUAUGACUUCACCAAAUAUAUUUUAUCAUCAUACCGAAGAAAAAAUAAAUGGAGAAGAUGUGCCAAUUUAUGAUCCAAUAAGUGUAUCACUAGAAAAAAACAUCACAAUCAAUGAUAUCAUUAAUGGUAAAGGCAAAUUUUAUGUCGGAAUCUUGCAACAUUUUUUGGAUGUGAUACAUAUAUCCGGUGAAACAGAUGCAAGACGGUUAAAAAUUGAGCCUACUUGGCUGGAUGAGACGCUUGCAGAAUUUCGAGUGAGAUUAGGAUCGUUUGGAUUCGGCCUGGACGAUGCAUUUUACGCUAAAUUUGACAAAACGUAUUCAGCUAUAUUCAACGAAAGUGCACACUCCCUAAGAGAAAUAAUAAUGAACCAUAAGGUUUAUAUUGGUACCGCACCCGAAAACAUUUCGAGAUUCCUGUUCGGUGUAAACAUAAAUUCCAAGGGAGAUUUAGUCACGUGCAAUUUUAAAGUAGCAGAUUUAAAAAAAACUGUGACCCCAAGAUACGUAUUAACUGCUGGUUUCCAGUCCAAAUUUACAUCUAGUUUUCAAGAACUAAAGGCGAUGCAGUCAGGUAUUACGGACACAUCGGUGUCUGCGAGCGGAAGUGGUUUUUUCGGACUCUUUUCUGUUUCAGCCAGUUACGAACAAAGUAACAGUCACAAGAAUUCACAUUCGCGUCAGAUGUAUACGUCUUACAAUUUUGCUUCUUACGUUAUCGAGAAACAAGAAAUCGAAAUGACGCAAAACGAUUUGCAAAUAAGCAACGCAUUCUACACCGAUCUUCAAAGUGCUUUGGAGCCGGGUCAGUCGCAAGCACUGAAGGCUAGGAAAAUAGUUGAAGUUUUGCAGAAGUAUGGAUGGUUUCUACCGAUUCACUUCAAAACUGGAGGUGCAUUCCGAGAAUAUAAGAGCUCACAAGUAAGCAGCUACGAAGAAGCAAAAGAAAAGAGCAAUAGAUUCGCAACAGAAUUCAAAGCGGGACUACAGUACCAUGGCUUUGGUGCAGAAGCCGGUUUUAAACACGGUUCAGAAACACAUUCGCAAGACGAAAGCCGACAAAAGAGUGAAAACGAGGAAAGUGUACGAACUAGCGUAGGCGGGGAUGGUACAGCAUUCACCAUUGAAGCGUUUGGGAAUUCACUUAAGGAACCAGAAAACUGGAAAAUUAUAGAGCAUAAACGACUUCUUCCGACUCUUAUGUUACUACAUGGUUACAACAAUUGGUCGAUGUCCCAAAUCAUGAAACUCCUGUCAGAUUAUCGCACGCAACUUCAAUAUUUAGCGGGAGGUGUCAACAUAAGAAAAUAUGCUCAGAGCAUCGAGCAAAUGUUGCAGGGAAAAUAAAAUUCGUCUAUUCAAUGGCUUGAGACCAUGGAUAAUUUGUAUCUCAGUCUUUUAAAAUAUUCCUUAUUUCAUGUCAUGCUGUAACAAAGACAUUUUUUAACUACCAAAAAUAUUGUUUUAAUAAAUUUAUUUUAUGUACACUGUUGUACAUUUAUCAAUAAACUAGAUUUUGACAAUUAA
Messenger RNA from Drosophila elegans, 4070 nucleotides. Its product is annotated as lipase 3. The coding region runs from base 8 to 1324 and encodes 438 amino acids. NCBI's taxonomy places the organism in Eukaryota, Metazoa, Arthropoda, Insecta, Diptera, Drosophilidae. The transcript is spliced from 3 exons. The record is from RefSeq and is a predicted model, not a curated record. Gene Ontology annotation, molecular function: hydrolase activity, acting on ester bonds. Gene Ontology annotation, biological process: lipid metabolic process.